Protopolystoma xenopodis is the source of this 522-nucleotide messenger RNA. The record is from the annotation of a GenBank genome assembly. NCBI's taxonomy places the organism in Eukaryota, Metazoa, Platyhelminthes, Monogenea, Polystomatidea, Polystomatidae.
AUGACGAACCCUCUCAGAGGGCCCCAGCUGACCGGCUGGUGGGGCCAUCGCGACGAAACCCGAUUCGCCAUGACCGGCACCAUGCAGUUGGCUACAGGAGCGGCUGGUUAUCGCAUCUCGAACCCACCACUCCUGCUGGCUGCCAGUUUGCGGGGUCAACUGGACCUUCUGGCAGGAGUGCCAGGUGGUAUGGAGGCGCUUCGUGCCAAGUCUGUCCUCCUGACCGGCUACUUGAUCCAUCUGAUCACAUGUAGCCGGUGGUCCCUACCUCCCAAUUGCCUUCAGGUGGUCACUCCACGCAGGGCUGCGGAUCGUGGCGCCCAAGUUACUCUGCGAUUUGUGAAUAGGAGUCUGAUGCCCACUUGUUUUAUGCGCCUGAAACGACGUGGUUUCAUUUGCGACUACCGAGUGCCAGACAACAUCCGAGUCAGCCCAGCCCCGCUUUAUAACACAUUUAGGGAUGUCUACCAUUUCGCGGUCAAUCUCUAUGACAUUCUCUCUGAUCUAACAGCCACGACAUAA